CAGCAUAUAGCUGGUGCUGAACUUUGUCCUACCCCCAGAUAGGAAAACAACAGGCAGAGUAUAAAAGGGGGGAGCAGUGGAGGAAGAGACUUGUUUUUGUUCAAGGAGUUGCAGCAACACAGAGCUGAGCAAAGAGAAGAAAACUUUUUCAACCGGAGGAUUGGGGCAGUGAGGAGGCACCAAAGGGAUGUGGGCGUGCCUCAGCCUGCUCAUCACUCUCUGCCUGCUCCAUGGGGGCGGUGCAGAGAGUGAUGGGGGCGGGCCUCGCUGUAAGCCGCCCCCAGCCUGGAAGAUCGGGGAGGUGGAGCCAAUGAAGGGGGCAAUGAGCCAGGUGACGGUGGUGGCUCUUUUUCAGGCCAGCUGAUUGUUCUGCUUGGUGCAGGCUUCCAAAAUGGAUGGCCUGCGCCAGGGGCUGGAGAGUCAGGGUCUGAAGAAUGUGGUCUAUAUGGUGGUUAACCAGAAGGACCCGCAAGCACAGCGCCUGCACGGCAUGUUGGCUUCGAGACUGUCAGAGAACAUCACACUCUACAAACAAGAAGAGCAACAGCCUGAUGUUUGGCAGACACUGGGUGGAGAGAAAGACGACUUUCUCAUUUAUGACAGGUGCGGCCGUCUCACCCACCACCUUUCUCUUCCGUACACCAUCUUAGGACAAGGCCACGUUGAGGGUGCGAUCAAAGAUACCUACUGCAAACGCCUAUGUGGGGACUGCACAUAUGAGAGCGCUGAGACACCAGAGGAGUGCACAGAGAGAGCAGAUGCACAGCCUGACGCAGAUGUUCCAACAGCUGUAGACACCGGGCACACUCACGGUCAUGAUCACGGCCAGGGUCACCAUCAUGGACAUCAUCAUGGUCAUGGCCACCAUGGCGAUAAUCAAGGUGUUCACCCCCAUGACCAUAAUCAUAACCAUGGUCAUCAUAAUGGCCAGCAAGGUGUUAGACUUCAGGGGCAUGAGCAUGAUAGUGGGGUAUCUCAAAAGCAACAUCCUGUAGAUUUAGGCCAGGUGAUGCAGCAACCAGCGCACAUGCAGCAGAUGUCACAGGAUGCCCAUGGGGCCCUUGUGGUUCCCUGAGCACAAGAGAAGGCUAGGUGAAAGUCAAAGCACAGCUGACAGUGGACAGCAGGCUCAGACAACGAAGCCUCUCCUAAAGCCAGCUGAUGCUGACACUGACGCAGGCUGUUUGGCGAUGCAGGGAGCGAUCAGCCGGUCGGUCUGUGACACUGUGACGAGGCGCUGCCCGCCUCCUGACAGUGACAUGGACUGACUGGCGAUGCAGCCAAUAAUGUCAGGGAGACCUGACAGUGACGCUCGCCUCCUGCUGACUGACAGCAGCCUCAGCCAGCUCAAUGAGCCUGACCCCCAGGUGUGAGCUGAGGAUGAGAGCAGCUGUAAGCUGGCUCUGAUAUCAGCCUCAUGUUAAUACCAGCCAGAAACACCGGGGCCAAGCGCUCUUUUUACCAACAAGUAUUACCCUGGGAGAUGGCGGGGCAAUCCCUGACAGCAUGCAUUUGUUAGAUGAACAUGAAUCCAACAUCACAAUGAUAAAAAAUAAAAUAAACACAGAAAGCAAAGCAUGCAUUUGCAGCUUUUUAAUUCGGUUUAACUCGGUCUCACCUGUCUCCUCAUGUCUGUCAGUGGGUUGCUCUCACUCUUUUCCCAGGAGUGUAUGUGGUUGGCAUGUUCACAAGCUACCUCCUCCAUUUUGCUCUCUCCGUCCUUUAUGAAACCAGGCGCAGAAACUACGCUCUAGUGGCGUCUGUUUGAAGUCAGGCAGGAGAGAGAGGAGAGGGUAGUUCAGGAACAUGACAAACACUUUAAACAUUUCAAAAUUGAGUAUAAAAGGAUAUUUGAGGGAACAAACAUUUAGAUAGAAUCUGCAAAAUCUGCCAAAAAAGGAACCAAAUUAUGAAGAAUAAGAGAAGCUACUAUCACAGGAUAUCAGAUUCUGUGUAUCAAACAAUUACAUGAAAGCACUGGUCUAUCACUGGGAGAAAAAAAAAUUCUAAAUAUCUUAAAAAGUAAAUAUUCAUACCAGUGAUUUGUUUGUCUGAAGCACAUGCUAUCUAACAUUGUUUUGAGCACAUAAAAUGGCAAUAACUACCAUGAAUGUCUUUCUUUCUGUAUUUGACUUAAAGAUUGCUUAAACAUAUCAGGUGUAUCCUUUACUACAAACUACUAAAUGUUGAGUGGCAUUCCUUUAUAUGUUUUCUUUGCAUUUUCUAACAUUUUGCUGUGUAGGUUGAAAAUUGUACACAUUUAUUCAAGGCUUGCCUAAAAAAUAAUAAAAGACUCUGAUGUUUGGAAAAAGUAAGAGGGAAAAUGAGAGUGAAGCAAUGAAUGAAUGUUGGAAUACACUCUGUACUUAAUGAUGGUUUCUGUGGGAAGAUAACUGUCACCCUGAAAACUUGACACUUGCACAGAGAACUGUAUUAUGUGAAUGCUGUCAAACAUGGAAACUGAGAGUUGAAUAAAGAUUGAAGAGCUACA
Centropristis striata (black sea bass) is the source of this 2491-nucleotide messenger RNA. RefSeq names its product selenoprotein P (gene selenop). The transcript has 5 exons. The record is from RefSeq and is a predicted model, not a curated record. Gene Ontology annotation, molecular function: selenium binding. Gene Ontology annotation, biological process: selenium compound metabolic process. NCBI's taxonomy places the organism in Eukaryota, Metazoa, Chordata, Actinopteri, Perciformes, Serranidae. Gene Ontology annotation, cellular component: extracellular region.